Molecule: messenger RNA, 417 nt
Organism: Echinops telfairi (small Madagascar hedgehog)
Lineage: Eukaryota; Metazoa; Chordata; Mammalia; Afrosoricida; Tenrecidae
Product: cyclin-dependent kinase 4 inhibitor B
Exons: 2
Coding region: 1-417 (138 amino acids)
Biological process (GO): negative regulation of cell population proliferation; regulation of cyclin-dependent protein serine/threonine kinase activity
Cellular component (GO): nucleus
Molecular function (GO): protein kinase binding; cyclin-dependent protein serine/threonine kinase inhibitor activity
Source: RefSeq, a predicted model, not a curated record
AUGCGCGAGGACGACAAGGGUAGACUCGGCGGUGGCGGCGGCGAUGCGGGCUUAGCCACCGCCGCGGCGCGGGGACAAGUGGAGAUGGUGCGGCAGCUCCUGGAAGCCGGCGCAGAUCCCAACGGAGUCAACCACUUCGGGAGGCGCCCGAUCCAGGUGAUGAUGAUGGGCAGUGCCAGGGUGGCCGAGCUGCUGCUGUGCCACGGCGCUGAGCCCAACUGCGCCGACCCCACCACGCUGGCCCGGCCGGUGCACGACGCGGCCCGGGAGGGCUUCCUGGACACGCUGGUGCUGCUGCAUCGCGCGGGGGCGCAGCUGGAUGUGCGCGACGCCUGGGGCCGCCUGCCCGUGGACCUGGCUGAGGAGCGCGGCCAUUGCGACGUGGCGGGCUACCUGCGCAUGGCUGCCGGGUACUGA